This is a messenger RNA of Theobroma umbraticum, 1718 nucleotides long. Its product is annotated as plasminogen activator inhibitor. Lineage: Eukaryota; Viridiplantae; Streptophyta; Magnoliopsida; Malvales; Malvaceae. The record is from RefSeq and is a predicted model, not a curated record.
UUUCUCUGUCCCUCUUCGUCCUCCUCUUCCUUGCUUUCUCUCUCUUUCUCUUCCUCUCUGCAUCUUUGUUUCUACUUUACGAACCAGUUCUAGGGUUUUGUCGAUCUCCUUUUGGCGCUUCCCCGUUUCGUCUCCCGUCCUCGCCGGAUCAAGAUACUUCUCUUCGUUCUUGGAUCAAAUAAUCCAAUUUUGAGUUAAAGCUUGAAGGUUAGUGGCUGAAACAGCAGUCUAAAUGCGAAAUUUCUUCAGGAAAUAAUUCUCAGAAGGAAGCUUGUACGCUAUCAGAGGAUCCUUGUAUCCAUGCUGGCAGAGAGCAUGCGUAGAAUCUGUGUUUCGGGUAAUGCCCCUGACGAGAUAUUCUGCCGAUGCAUUCGGUGUGUUGACAAUUUGCCUAGUUGCUCUGUUGAUUCUUCUUGGUUUGGUGUGCAUCGCAUACUCGUUUUACUUGCGUUCUCGUGUUCUUAGACAAGGAUUUAUUCAGCUCAGUUAUUUCAGUGGUCCUUGGAUCAUCCGAAUCACAUUCAUUUUUUUUGCCAUCUGGUGGGGUUUGGGUGAAAUUAUACGGCUAAAUUUUCUAAGACGGCAAGGAAGAGUGUUGAAUGCGCUGAAUUUGAAAUGGCAAGAAAACGUCUGCAAAUGUUACAUUGUCUCAAAUCUAGGUUUUGCAGAACCUUGCCUCUUCCUUACUCUUGUGUUUCUUCUUCGUGCACCUUUACAGAAGAUGGACACAGGAAUUCUAAGCAGAAAAUGGAAUGGGAAAACAGCAGGCUGUGUUUUUCUGUACUGCCUCCCUCUCUUUGUUCUUCAACUAAUUCUUAUUGUGAUUGGACCGGAGUUAAACAAGAAUAGGGGAGAUUUACCGUUGUAUUUCACAAGAACAGCUGCCCCGCAAAAUUCUGAUGACAUUGCUCUUUGCACUUACCCUUUACUGAAUACCAUUCUUCUUGGGCUUUUUGCCACCGUCUUGACUGCCUACCUGUUUUGGCUUGGAAGGCGGAUUUUGAAUUUGGUUAUCAAUAAGGGUUUGCAGAAGAGAGUUUACACCUUAAUAUUCUCGGUUACAAGUUUCCUUCCAUUAAGGGUUCUUUUACUUGGUUUAUCUGUUUUAUCUGAACCAGAGCAAUUCCUGUUUGAAGCUCUUGCAUUCUCGGCUUUUCUUGUUCUACUGUGUUGUGCUUUGGUCUGUAUUUUCAUGCUUGUAUACUGCCCAAUUGCGGAUUGUCUAGCCCUGGGGAACCUUCAUGACUUGGAGGCUAGGAGAAGGGUUGUUCUUGAUGAUCAGAAUGACACUGCAUCUCUCAUUGCUAAUCAGAGCCAUCUUGAAGGAAGUCUUGGAAUUAGCCCUGAGAGGAACUCCGAUGCCUCUACCAAGCGUGGAUCAAUUUCUUUCCGGACUUUUGAAAAAGAUGGGACCUCAGCCAGUGCAUUCGUGGAACUGAGCCUCUUCUCUCCCAGCCGAGAUGCAACCCCACCAGGAUCACCUCCUCUUCUGGGCUGGCCAAUGCGUCCUCCCAUACAUGUUCAUGGACCCUAAAAAAGUGAGCAAGAAAACUGAGUAGUUGUGGUGAAAUAUCAAUUUUGUGGUAAAGAAAAACUGAUUGUAAAGGGUUUAGCUUCAAUAAGGAUUUUUAUUCUUGGUUUGUUUUUCCUUUUCUCUAAUUUUAGAUAUGAUGGUUUUGCUUGAUGGAGUUUAUAAUCCGAAUCCCCCUUUUGUAACA